UCUUAAUAAUAAAUUAAAUGUAAGGAAAAGCAAAAAAAGGAUAACGGAAAGCAAAAGCAGGUCAUUCAUUCCGUUAAGAGCUUAGUGAAAAAUAAAAGAAGGAUAUAAAAGAAGCUUUUGACUUAUUUGAUGUAGAUGGAUCAGGUUGUUAUAAAAUAUUAUUAUUAUUAUUAGGUACUAUUGAUGAAAAAGAAUUAAAAGUGGCUCUUCGUGCUUUAGGCUUUGAACCAGGAAAAGAGGAAAUUUAAAAUUUAAAAUAAAACCUCAAUAAUAAUAAUGAUUCAAAGGAAAAUAAAAAUACAAUUGAUUUUAAUGAAUUUCUUCAAAUAAUGACAGAAAAAAUGGUAUACAUAUUAAAAUAUUAAAAUAAUAGAAUGCAAAAGAAUCAUAAGAAGAAAUAGAGAGAGCAUUUCAUUUAUUUUCUUAAGGUAAUGAUAAUUUCAUCACUUUUGAAAACUUAAAAAAAGUAGCUCUUGAAUUAGGAGAGACUAUGUCAGAUGAUGAAUUAAAAUUAAUGAUUUAGGAAGCUAAUAGUAAAAAUCCAAGGUAAAGAAAUAAAAUUAAUUAUUAAUAGUUAAGGUUAUGUAACAAAAGAUUAGUUUUACGAUGUUUUAUCUAGAGCAACUAAUUAAUGA
Molecule: messenger RNA, 635 nt
Organism: Paramecium sonneborni
Lineage: Eukaryota; Ciliophora; Oligohymenophorea; Peniculida; Parameciidae
Source: the annotation of a GenBank genome assembly